CGCCGAGGGAGACCAGAGGGAGAGAUCCGUCAUUCUGUUUCCACAUUGAAUCGCAUUUGCUGCGGAUUUUACUCGGGAUCGACUUCAACCGCAAUUCAACGAGGCGUUUCGGGAGAGAUUUUGCAUCCCUCCGUCCCCUCCGAUUCCGUUCAGGAAUUCGACGGCGGGGAGAAGCGAGAGAGAGAGAGCGAGGAAAAUCGUCGCCGCCGACGGAGGAUUUUUUUUUUUUUCUUUUUCGGUGGCUUUGGGGGGAGGUUGUAGCCUAGCCGGAGAUGGACGGCGUUUUCGGCAAGCUCCGGAACCUGGACGCGUACCCCAAGAUCAACGAGGAUUUCUACAGCCGCACGCUCUCCGGCGGCGUCAUCACCCUCGUCUCCUCCGUCGUCAUGGCCCUCCUCUUCAUCUCCGAGCUCCGAUUGUAUUUGCAUGCGGUAACUGAAACGAAGUUAGUGGUGGAUACAUCGAGAGGAGAACAUCUACGUAUCAAUUUUGAUGUCACAUUCCCUGCAUUGGCUUGCUCUAUGCUCAGCCUUGAUGCCAUGGAUGUCAGUGGAGAACAACACCUUGAUGUAAGACACGAUAUAAUCAAGAGAAGAUUAGAUUCUAAUGGCCAGGUGAUAGAAGAAAGGCAAGACGGAAUUGGUGCUCCAAAGAUUGAAAAGCCCUUACAGAGACAUGGUGGGAGGCUUGAGCACAAUGAGACAUAUUGCGGAUCAUGUUAUGGAGCAGAAACGUCAGAUGAGGAAUGCUGUAAUAACUGUGAAGAGGUCCGCGAAGCAUAUCGAAAGAAAGGUUGGGCACUUUCAAAUCCAGAUGCGAUCGACCAAUGCAAAAGAGAAGGUUUUCUACAAAAGAUUAAAGAAGAAGAAGGUGAAGGAUGUAACAUCUAUGGGUUUCUGGAAGUGAAUAAAGUUGCAGGGAAUUUUCAUUUUGCUCCUGGGAAAAGCUUUCAACAAUCCAAUGUUCAUGUCCAUGAUAUACUGGCAUUUCAGAAGGAUAGUUUUAAUAUUAGUCACAAGAUCAACAGGCUAACUUUUGGAGAUUAUUUUCCUGGUGUCGUAAACCCACUUGAUAAUGUGCAAUGGACGCAAGAAACGCCGAGUGGAAUGUACCAGUAUUUUAUAAAGGUGGUGCCGACUGUUUACACAGAUGUGAGCGGGCACACUAUCCAGUCAAAUCAGUUCUCCGUAACAGAGCACUUCAGGAAUGCAGACAUAGGACACCUUCAGUCGCUGCCAGGAGUUUUCUUCUUUUAUGACCUUUCUCCAAUUAAGGUGACCUUUACUGAGGAACAUGUGUCAUUCUUACACUUCCUAACGAAUAUGUGCGCUAUUGUCGGAGGUGUUUUCACGGUUUCAGGCAUCCUGGAUUCUUUCAUAUAUCAUGGUCAAAAGGCAAUCAAGAAGAAGAUGGAAAUUGGCAAAUUGAGUUAAAAAGUGAGCUAAGGAGAAGCUCGUUGCCGAUAGAAUGGAUCUUUCCGGUACGUGACCCACUAGAGAGAUGAAAGGGGAGAACAAAGAUGGCCAAAGUGGUUAUCUUUGGUAGGUUGGGAUGUUUCUUUUGAUUAUGUUCGAUUGGUGCUGAUCAAUGAACUAGACUGAUGCUGUCUGGCUCAACCUUCCAACGGUCAUAUGACCUGCACUUUUGCCCAGUUCCAUCGAGUUGCUAUCUGUUUUCAUUUGAAGUUGAGCAGUUGUUUCGGAUUCUCCUCUUUGAAAGUUAUAAAGAAAGUGUACACUAGAAUGAGAAAGUUAUAUUCGUCUUUUAGCAUUUAGUUCGGUUUGGUCGAGUAUAACAAUAUUUUAGGACGAGAUAUACAUUGACGUAAAAGGAUUCGAGUGUUUCAGA
This is a messenger RNA of Eucalyptus grandis, 1848 nucleotides long. Its product is annotated as endoplasmic reticulum-Golgi intermediate compartment protein 3. Lineage: Eukaryota; Viridiplantae; Streptophyta; Magnoliopsida; Myrtales; Myrtaceae. Gene Ontology annotation, cellular component: COPII-coated ER to Golgi transport vesicle; endoplasmic reticulum. The record is from RefSeq and is a predicted model, not a curated record. The transcript is spliced from 13 exons. Bases 273 to 1433 code for a protein of 386 amino acids.